Molecule: messenger RNA, 3108 nt
Organism: Puntigrus tetrazona (Sumatra barb)
Lineage: Eukaryota; Metazoa; Chordata; Actinopteri; Cypriniformes; Cyprinidae
Gene: ilvbl
Product: ilvB (bacterial acetolactate synthase)-like
Exons: 16
Coding region: 213-2078 (621 amino acids)
Biological process (GO): L-valine biosynthetic process
Cellular component (GO): acetolactate synthase complex
Molecular function (GO): thiamine pyrophosphate binding; acetolactate synthase activity; magnesium ion binding
Source: RefSeq, a predicted model, not a curated record
GAGCGCUGAAUGUGCAAGUAAACACAAUUACUCAAACAGCGCAAGAGUUGUUCCGCCUAUUGCGUAGCGCUGUCGGUCCAUUCAGUGUUUUCUGUUUGUGUUAGGAGUGCGUUCAUCGGCCUCAGCGGUAACUGCACCAGGGGAGGAAGAUCUGGCAGGUGUCUGACUGGACAGGUGGACGGUAGCUCGUAAACCACCGAGCCACUUUAGCGAUGGACAUUUCUGUAGUUCUGGGCUGCUCUCUGGGUGCUGCCCUUGGGGGUGUGAUCCUUGCGUCCUAUAAACUGGGCUUACUUUACCAGCUAUUUCAUAAGACGGAGAGACAGAGCCCUCGACAUGGAGGAGAGAGUGUGGCGGAGGUUUUGCGAACUCAUGGGGUCAGAUUUGUCUUCACGUUGGUGGGAGGACACAUCUCACCCAUCCUGGUGGCUUGUGAAAAACUGGGUAUUCGUAUUGUCGACACACGCCACGAGGCCACAGCUGUGUUUGCUGCCGAUGCCGUAGCGAGACUGUCUGGUACAGUCGGUGUGGCUGCGGUGACGGCAGGGCCGGGGUUAACAAACACGGUGACUGCAGUGAAGAACGCUCAGAUGGCCGAAUCACCACUGCUUCUGAUUGGUGGGGCUGCUGCCACUCUCUUACAGGGUAGAGGUGCACUACAGGAUAUUGACCAGAUGUCCCUCUUCAAGCCUCUCUGCAAGUUCUGUGCAUCAGUGAGAACCGUGAGAGAAAUUGUUCCCACAGUCAGGAAAGCCUUGGCCAUCGCACAGUCUGGCACACCAGGUCCAGUCUUUAUAGAGUUUCCCAUAGACACGCUGUACCCUUACCAUGUGGUGGAAAAAGAGUUUGCCCCUAAAAACACUCCCAAAGGCCUGAUGGGGAAAAUCAUUGCAUGGUAUCUCCGGAAUCAUUUAUCAAACUUAUUUGCUGGAGCUUGGGAGACGCGGGAUCUGUCCCCACUUCCUGUUCACAUUCCACAUGCCACAGAGGAUGAGGUCCAAAGGUGUGUGGAAUUGGUGAGCAGAGCCAAGAAACCUGUCAUACUGUUAGGCAGUCAGGCAACAUUGCCCCCUACGCCAGCGGAUGAUGUCAGAAAGGCAUUAGAAUGUUUAGGCAUUCCCUGCUUCCUGGGUGGAAUGUCCCGGGGGAUGCUGGGAAAGAACAGUCCGCUGCACAUUAGACAAAACAGGAGAGAUGCCUUAAAAGAUGCUGACCUCGUGCUGCUGGCAGGCACUGUGUGUGAUUUCAGACUGAGUUAUGGACGGGUGCUAAACAGACGGAGCAAAAUCAUUGCUGUCAACAGAGACAGGUGUCAGUUACUGAAGAACUCAGACAUGUUCUGGAAGCCAACGGUGGCCAUUCAAGGUGAUGCUGGUUCUUUCCUCCUGCGUCUCUCGAAAGCCCUGAAGGGACACAUAUGUCCAGAGGAAUGGCCUAGAAGCCUGAAAGAGGGAGAUGGCAUUAAAGAGAAAGCUAACAGAUCAAAAGCACACGAGAAGACAGAGAGGCAUUUGAACCCUCUGAGUGUUUUGCACCGUGUGGAUGAGCUCUUGGCCGAGGACAGCAUCAUAGUGGCUGAUGGGGGUGAUUUUGUCGGCAGCGCUGCGUAUAUCAUGAGACCCCGGGGCCCGCUCCGCUGGCUGGACCCAGGUGCUUUUGGGACUCUGGGUGUCGGAGGAGGUUUUGCUCUCGGAGCAAAACUUUGUCGACCUGAGUCUGAGGUAUGGAUCGUUUACGGUGAUGGCUCACUGGGAUACAGCGUGGCUGAAUUUGAUACCUUCACACGUCACAAGACCCCAGUGAUCGCUCUGGUGGGAAAUGAUGCUUGCUGGAGUCAGAUCUCCAGAGAACAAGUGCCUAUGCUCGGGAGCAACGUAGCCUGCGGUCUCGCCUUUACAGAUUACCAUAUUGUAGCCGAUGGUUACGGGGGCAAAGGUUACCUGAUUGGCAGAGAGGAUGAGUCGCAGCUCGAUGACAUCAUUAAAAAGGCGCAGAAGGAGUGUGGAGAGGGAAAGGCAGUUCUGCUGAACGUCCUGAUUGGAAAGACUAACUUUAGAGAAGGUUCAAUCUCAGUUUAAAGGGAAACACUGUGGACCAUCCUGCCUAGAUACCCAAAGUCUUUCUGGCGUUAUCGUGCUCGAAAUGUACCGUAGGACAUCGCUACGUUACAUGGAUUCAGACGAUUUUUGAAAAGAGUUCAAAGCAACAACAUAUCAAAUGUUCAUAAACUCGGUCAUAGCUCAUCCCGAAACUAUGUGAAUGAUAAAAUGUCUAGAGAAAAUUAAAUUUAGGAUUAUUAAAAAGUUUUUUUUUUUGUAGUAUGAGAUUAUAUUUACCCCCGGCUCCUAUUACUGUAAAGCAAAAAAGGGAGAAAAUAAUGAUAUAAUGUUUAAAUUGUAUUUUUACAAAGUAUUUAUAUUACAGGGCUAGUGUUGUUGUAUUUUAAUUUUAAAAGAAAUGUUAUAAUUAUUUAAUUUUAAUAAUUUAAAAGUAUAAUUCAUGCUUUUUUUUCAUUUAGCUGAAAAUGAGCAAGCACAGUGCCUUCACUCUCUAUAACAUUUUGUAAAAAUUAAAAAUACAAAUCAGAAAGCAUUUCAGGAUUCCCAGUGUGAUGAUCCAGUAAAUUUUAAUUGAAAUAUAUAUAUUUUUUGAAGCAUGUUUCAAGAAUAUGACCUUAUUUACAUAAUAAUAAUAAUAAUAAUAAUAAUAAUAAUAAUGCAUUGGAUGACUUGCUUGUGUUGUGUGAAGGCUUGCAGGAUGAAUUUUUCUGCUUCAUAAAGUUGAGUGAUUACUGAAUGUUAAUCUGAUCUCGUUCAGAAAAUUGCUAGAAAUAAUUUCCGAAGAACUGCAUCUGCAGUUAUUUUGGACCUCAAUUCUUCACUACUUGAUGAAUCACAUGGUUCUAUGUUUGUUCAUCUACAAAUAUCAGUGUCAGCCAAAGUGAUAUCCUAGUUAAUACUUGCAAAUGCAGUUGUGUUUUUUUUUCUGCAGUAUCAGACCUCGGUUUGCGAUCGAUCACUUCAGCAUCCCCAGAAAAAUGACCGUAUGAAUAUGGCUGCGUUAUUUUAUCAACAGUUGUUGAUGUAAUAAAAUGUCUUUAACAGUCCA